AUGGUUAACACCAAGGACAUUUGCGCGUUCUUCUACGACGACCUCGGUUCGGGCUGCUACGCGUGCAGGGAGUGCGGUACUGCAAGGAAGCAGCAGGUUGGCAGUGGCUACUCCAAUCUAAUGUCACACAUCACCACCAAGCACCCCCAGUACGAGGAGAUGUACUCGGCGGCGACAAGCAGCGGCACCCUCCAGAGCUUUGGCUUUGUUUCCCAGGAGACAAACCACCGCUUCCAGUGGUUGCGGUGGUUUGUCGAGCGUAAUCUGCCCAUCUCCGAGGUCGACAACGACGUCUCGCGCUCGAUGAGCAAGUGGCCACCCAUCUCCUCCAAGGCGUUGAAGGCGUGCAUGCAUACGGUGGCCAAAAACGUGGGCGUCGUCAUCGACCAGGAACUGGGUGUCUCGUUCGGCCUGAUGUUCGAUGGAUGGUCUCACGGCUCUAUGCACUACAUUGGGCUCUACGGUGUCUACGACGUCAUGGGGGCUCGGCGUGAGCGCCUGCUCUCGCUGUCACCUUUGGGAGAAGGAGGCCAAAGCGCUGAAGCGCACGUCGAGAUGAUCCGAACGGUGCUCGACGUUUACAACAAAACCACCGCCAUGGUGGCUUUUAUCGUCGGAGACAACUGCAACACCAACCAGAAGAUUGCCACUCUCCUUGGCGUUCCUCUGCCUCGCUCAACAACCUCAUGA
Phytophthora nicotianae INRA-310 is the source of this 690-nucleotide messenger RNA. RefSeq lists its product as hypothetical. Bases 1 to 690 code for a protein of 229 amino acids. The record is from RefSeq and is a predicted model, not a curated record. NCBI's taxonomy places the organism in Eukaryota, Oomycota, Peronosporomycetes, Peronosporales, Peronosporaceae. The transcript has 2 exons.